This is a messenger RNA of Sphaerulina musiva SO2202, 966 nucleotides long. RefSeq lists its product as uncharacterized. The coding region runs from base 1 to 966 and encodes 321 amino acids. Gene Ontology annotation, molecular function: ubiquitin protein ligase activity. NCBI's taxonomy places the organism in Eukaryota, Fungi, Ascomycota, Dothideomycetes, Mycosphaerellales, Mycosphaerellaceae. The record is from RefSeq and is a predicted model, not a curated record. Gene Ontology annotation, biological process: protein ubiquitination. The transcript has 3 exons.
AUGAACACCAUCAUCACCACCACCAGCACUCGUACUGCGUAUCUCAAUCAUGGGCUGGGCCCACUCACAUCGAUACCAGAAGAGGCAGAGUGCGCAAUUUGUGUAGACGAAUGCACUGAGCCAGUAGAGCUACGAGGAUGCAAGCAUACCUUCUGUCGAAGCUGUAUUGUCCAGUGGCUAUCCCUUCGCACCAAAAAUACAUGUCCCAAGUGCAGAGCUGCUUUAUUCGCGUUCGAUGAUGCUGAUCGCGGACCCGUUGGCGUCGAUCGCAUAGCAGUGAUGAGUCAGACACUGGCGAACAGUGGGUUGCUAACAGGCGAGUUCCAGGUUUUCAGUGACGAUAUCGGCUGGACUUCCUCCGGUAUCGAGCAAGCUACAGCAUCCGCGCACGCUUGGCUGGGAGAGCAACACCAUCCGAACUUUGCUGGGAUGGCUCUGAUUCACAGAGAUCGCCUUGGUCAGCAUGUCGUGGCUAUGGGCAACCUCAUCUUGGGCUAUGCACAGGCUAUGCGUCGCUCAUACAGCAGGAACCAGCGACGAGAUUGGAGAAUCAUUAUCGACUUCUUGUAUAGCAUUGUGGAGGCGAGAAACGGUGCCGAGAUGGAGGCUACGGUGAUGCCGCAGCAGCUGAGAGAGCAGAUCCGGAUCAGUCUCCUGCAGGAAGAUUUAUACGUGGACCGCUUCUUCGAGGAUGAUGCCGAGAGCGAGUCACUUUCUGGCGAUAUGGACGUCUUGCUUCAGUACAUCUCGCACCAAGCUGCUGAGGAAUUCCAACGUCGAGAGGUGCGAGCACGUACCAUCAGAGAGGAGCCGAGCGUGCUAGGUAAGGUAUAUGGGGGCCUCGAACUAGGUUUGUUCUAUGGGAGCAGCAGCAGCAGCAGCAGGCUCAGCAGUAUCAUUCUCAUCCUCAUCCUCAUCGUCACGAGGCAACGAGGCAACGAGCGGACAUUCUCCCUCGUGCGGUGA